GUCAAACUAAUGUUUAGGAGGAGCGAGCAUGAGAGGUAAACUCAAAGGAUAACUUGGAGGAAUUAAGCAGUGAAAUCUCCAUCGUGGCUCUUUUAUAACUGGACUUUGAACAUGGACGAUGAAUGGGAAGAGGAGGAGCAGCUUGUUGUGGUGGAGCUUUCUGGUAUAAUAAACAAUGACUUUCUGUCCAAGUGUCGGACUACAUGCAAGAUACUGGAUAUUGACAGCGACAAGCCCAUGAUGCAAGUAGGACAGUAUGUGUUUGCAGGGGAAUAUGAAGAUGCCUUGGGAACGACUGUCCUAUUUGAGGAGGAACCACACAAAGGAAAAGCAGACAGUGGUCCAGAGCUCAAGUACAUGUGCCACACUGUGAAGAAACUUAUGAUGCAACGUAUGUUCCUCACUGAGAAGAAAGAAAGUGAAACCAACACAGCCGGAAGCUGUGAUGGUGAUGAACAGAGAGACUCCGCUGGUCCGUCAAGUCAAGUAGAAAAUACCAGGGAGACAGAAGAUGAGAUAGAAAACACUGAUUUGGAAGAUUCAGCAGUUGGUUGAGGGGGCUCUCUGAACUUAUAGAGACACUGCCACUUGUGAGACUAUGUGAGAAUCCAUCUCUGUAACUAUUCAAAGAAAGUUGUAUUUGUACAGUUAAGCAAUGGCUAACUAACUAGUUGUACUGUAUUGCACAUGUGCCACUAUCCUUUCCUCAUUGAACCUCAAGAAUUUAGUUCUUAAUCCAAAAGGAAACAUGGCUAAAAGACACCUAUACAGAAAACAUGCCUGCCACAAUUCAUAUUGUGGCCCAGUUUCUUUCAGAACGACAUGGGGGAGGUCCUGGGAAACGCGGUUACAGAUUUGGCUCACUGAAAUCUUGCCAUCUUAUUUUUUGAGGGGUGGUCUUAGUGUACUUUUUGUUGUUGUUGUUGUUGUUGUUGUUUUGAUUUGAUUGGUUUUUUUGUUUGUUUAUUUAAUGUUUUUAUUAAGAAAUGUGUCAAAUGAAAAGAAUGAGAAACUCAGAUGCAACAUACUAUGUGUGUUUUUUUACUAUUUGAAUUUCAAGCCCACUAAAACAAAAAAGGCAAUAUCAGAUACUAAUAAUAAUGAUAAUAAAUAAAUGAAUUGCUCCUUGUGUGGCCUGUGAAUACUGACUCACACAAGGGUGGGGCAAGUAAAGUAGACAUUCAAAGCAUUAAUAUGUUAAAACAAAAACAAAAAACAUUCUAAAUUAUAUAUUGCACAAUGUCACUUUCAAAGAAUAACCAUACCAGCCAUGUGAGAAAGUAAAAACACCAUAUAAACCAUCUAUUUUGGUUAAGAAAUAAAAAAGUAAGGAACAGGGUUGGAAAUGUAAUAGGUUACAGAUUACUAUUUACCUUGUUUAAAAUGUAAUAUGUAAUUUAACUAUUUCAUUUUCUUAAUCAAGGUAAUGUAACAUAUUACAUUUGAUUAGUUUUUGAUUAGUUUUCUAAUUUUCUAACAUGUUUUCAUCUGUUGGGGUAAAUGUACCCAUUAAACCCACCAAAAUCUGAGUUCAGGUGUUUUUC
Scomber scombrus (Atlantic mackerel) is the source of this 1544-nucleotide messenger RNA. RefSeq names its product general transcription factor IIIC, polypeptide 6, alpha (gene gtf3c6). NCBI's taxonomy places the organism in Eukaryota, Metazoa, Chordata, Actinopteri, Scombriformes, Scombridae. Gene Ontology annotation, cellular component: transcription factor TFIIIC complex. Gene Ontology annotation, biological process: transcription by RNA polymerase III. Bases 112 to 555 code for a protein of 147 amino acids. The transcript has 6 exons. The record is from RefSeq and is a predicted model, not a curated record.